This is a messenger RNA of Musa acuminata AAA Group (dessert banana), 974 nucleotides long. RefSeq names its product FAD-linked sulfhydryl oxidase ERV1-like. Gene Ontology annotation, cellular component: mitochondrion. Gene Ontology annotation, molecular function: flavin-dependent sulfhydryl oxidase activity; flavin adenine dinucleotide binding. The coding region runs from base 149 to 751 and encodes 200 amino acids. The transcript is spliced from 7 exons. NCBI's taxonomy places the organism in Eukaryota, Viridiplantae, Streptophyta, Magnoliopsida, Zingiberales, Musaceae. The record is from RefSeq and is a predicted model, not a curated record.
CCAGCGUGCGCCCACUGCUUUCCUGGUGUCCGUCGCAGUUGGGUCUCGAGGGGUCCCGAGAAGAGGAGCUGUUUCCGUUUCUCUUCUUCCGGAGUAAUCUUUUGGAACUUCUAAUUGCUCUUCUAUAGCCGGUGGUGGAGACACGAACAUGGCGGGGAACCCCUUAGAGCCCUUCUUCCAAGCAUGCGAAUCCAUCUCCCACUGCGUUCAAACCCACCUCUCCCGCCUUUUCCUCCCGCCGCAAGCCGACUCCCGCCACCCCCACUCGCUCUUCAAGGAGACAAGCCUACCUCUCUUCUCCGUCUUCUCCAAGCCUCCCUCCACGACGGACGAUGGAAGCGCGCCUUUUCGACGUAAAAAGGAGGCCAAAGCUGCGGGGCCUUUGACCAAGGAGGAGCUCGGGAGGGCGACUUGGACUCUGCUGCACGCCAUCGCUGCCCAGUACCCAGAUCAACCAACAAGGCAGCAGAAGCAUGAUGUAAAGGAAUUGAUGGCUAUCUUAUCUCGACUUUAUCCUUGUAAAGAAUGUGCAGACCAUAUUAAGGAAGUACUGAAGGCGAAUCCUAUACAGGCAGGUUCACAAGAUGAGUUUUCUCAGUGGCUAUGUCAUAUACACAAUGUUGUAAACCGCAGCCUGGGAAAAUUGAUUUUUCCUUGUAAUAGAGUAAAUGCAAGAUGGGGUAAAUUGGACUGCAUCGAUCAUAAUUGUGAUCUUCAGGGAAGUUCGGACUUGACCAACCAACAAAGAUGACUUUGGAUUCUUUUCACAGUAGAAAUGCAUAUGGUGCCUCUCACAGUUCGCUUCUUGUAUGGUGGCAGAAGCUUGGUUGGUCGGAGAAGAGCUCAACUAGAUUGUGGAUCAACUUAUUAUUAUUAUAAUUGUAAUUGAAUCUAAUUCUGCUAUCAUUUGUUGCUAUGUUGAGCAGGGUAUGUAUACUGCGACUUGAGCUCUUUAGAAAUAUUGCUUUGGGCCA